This is a messenger RNA of Ananas comosus (pineapple), 1230 nucleotides long. Its product is annotated as probable calcium-binding protein CML35. The record is from RefSeq and is a predicted model, not a curated record. Gene Ontology annotation, molecular function: calcium ion binding. The coding region runs from base 333 to 935 and encodes 200 amino acids. NCBI's taxonomy places the organism in Eukaryota, Viridiplantae, Streptophyta, Magnoliopsida, Poales, Bromeliaceae. The transcript has a single exon.
CGGACCGAAUCUGCAAAAACGAAAAAGGUGGCCCGAUUUUGCAAAAGCCCAAAAUAAGUGGAUUUUUUAUGCAAAUUGGCCAUAGUAUAUUCCUCAAUAAUUUAAAACCGAAUUAAACAAAGAAUACUUAUUAGAGAAAGCAAACAAAAACAUACCUCAAACGCCACAGGACCUUUUCCAAAGUCAGUUUGGAAAAAGGAGGGGUUUUUUUUGGGCGGUUGAAUCCCAUUCCCUCAAUAUCCGCCCCCACGAAGCUUCCUCGAAGCUCACUCCCCCUAAUUCUCUCUCUCUCUCUCUCUCUUUUUCUCAAACCCUAACCCUAACCCUACGCUAUGAAGAUCUCGAUCGCGUCCUUCUUCGGCUCCUCCAAGAAGCACUUCUUCCCGAAGCAGAAGGGGAGCCGAUCCAUCUCCCGCAGUGACACCGCCACCUCCCUCUCCUCCUCCUCCUCCUCCGACGAGUCCUCCUCCUCCUCCUCCGACACCUCCCACCGCCUCCGAUCCACCCCCAAAUCCAUCCUCCCGCCGGCCAAGUCCAACACCCGCUCCGAGCCCGCCGUCUCGCCGCGGGAGCUCGCCGCGGCGCUGCGCCGCCUCGGCCUCGACCCCCCCUCCGAGGAGGAGGUCGCGGCGCUGGCGGCGGCGAUCGGCGCCCCCGGCGGCGAUCUGGGGCUGCUGCUGGGGUUCGGCGAGGCGUCGGCGGCGGCGCCGGCGCCGGCGGCGGAGGAGGAGGAGCUGCGGGGGGCGUUCGCGGUGUUCGACGCCGACGGCGACGGGAUGAUCACGGCGGAGGAGCUCCGCGGCGUGCUCGUCGCGCUCGGCGACGAGGACUGCUCCGUCGAGGAGUGCCGCCGCAUGAUCGGCGGCGCCGACGCCAACGGCGACGGCGUCGUCUGCUUCGACGACUUCCUCCGCCUCAUGGACGCCCGCAGAUAAUAAUAAUAAUAAUAAUAAUAAAUAAAAAUAAUUAAUGGUGGUCGACAACAACGAUCGCCAUAAUAAUAAUAAUAAUAAUAAAUAAAUAAUAGUUGAAGGAAGUGUUUUUUUUUUUUCUUUUCUUUUCUUUUUUUUAAUUGUAAAAUGGAAUAAGCAGAGAGUUGGGAUCGAAAGAGAAUGAAGGAAUCUUAAUAGGGAAGUGGGCGCGAAUUAAUUAAUUUGUUUUUAUUUUCCCCUCAAUAAAAAUGAAAUUUUGUGUUCAUUUUAAGAAUCUUAUGAAUCUAAAAAAAAAACA